Molecule: messenger RNA, 6491 nt
Organism: Liolophura sinensis
Lineage: Eukaryota; Metazoa; Mollusca; Polyplacophora; Chitonida; Chitonidae
Product: rap1 GTPase-activating protein 1-like
Exons: 25
Coding region: 159-3074 (971 amino acids)
Biological process (GO): regulation of small GTPase mediated signal transduction
Cellular component (GO): cytoplasm
Molecular function (GO): GTPase activator activity; protein binding
Source: RefSeq, a predicted model, not a curated record
AUACUGAACACUCUCCAGAAGUUUGUGAUUACAGCCUCUUUUUCACGGAUUAUAGAUUAAUUUGGUAUUCAUCAGGUGUGCAGUCUUAUUUCCUGCUCAGAGGGUCGUGGUGGAGCACUACGGAUUACCUGUACUUAAGAGCUGGAUGAUCUGAGAAGAUGCCGGCGUCAUACUACCAAUCCACAGGGGGUACCUUCCCUAGGACAAAUCCUCGCUACUCCACGCCCAACCAGAAACGACGCCGCUCUAAAGCUGUGGCCCCGGAGACUCUUGACUCUUCAUUCGACUCUGGUCUGUACGAUUGCGGUCAUGGUGCCAUGUACUUUUGGAACAAGCCGGAGCUACUCAGGGGCAGACAACUGCUGGAUAAUGUCAUGCCAAGGACAGAGAGCCAUAUCAGGACUAGUUUCAGAGAUUACAGAGAUGCACCGUCAGCCCGAAAAGACGGGAAAGCAAUAACGAGACCGCCCAAGCUCAAGGAGCGCUCAGACUCCUGUCCUGCAGAUGUGGUGUUGGAUAAACGUGCCCAAAGCCCUGUCAGUCCCAAAAGCCCAGUGAGCCCACUUAGCUUGAAAAACCCGCUCAGUCCAAAGAGCCCAAAAAGGAGCCCAAAACUGUGUAGCAGUCCAAAACUUUUGCGACAAAGCAUCCGGAAUCGCUUCCGCCACACCUUCCACGGGGAGAAAUGUUCUCUGUGUGGGUUUGCCAUGGGGCAGGACAGGGUGUCGGCCAAGGGCGCCAUCUAUCACCCGGAGUGCUUCAAGUGCUAUACGUGUGACAAACAGCUGACAUUGCGAAGUUACAGGAAACAAACGAUGGAGGGGCAGCUGUACUGUGAAGCCCAUGCACCUCCGCCUCAAACCAUGACAUCCCAGGAGGUGGAAGAUAAAGUCCAUAUGCACAAUGACUUAUUUGAAAUGCUUGAGAGGAUACAGAGCAAGAGGUUUGAUGACCAGAGGUGUGACAUGUCAGCAUUCAUCAAGGGUCCCGAUUUCUUUGACACUCUUGUCAAAUAUCAAAGUCGUCGUUACGAGGACCAGCGUUGCACCAUGCCUCAGUCAAAGAUUCCAACAACACCAAAAUCUUCAAACAAACCCAAAACUAAUCAAGAGUUGGUGGAAGAGGUGUUAAAGAAACCAGGCCCAUAUCCGAUGAUAGUCCUGCCCCCUGGUGGAGGAUAUUGGCAGGAUGGUUCUGAACAUGAAUGUCAGCUAGACAGUGAUGGCAAUCCCAUAAUUCCACAGACAAGUCCAUCAAAGGUGAAACUGGAGACGGACGAGACUGCUCAAUGUUAUCGAAAACACUUUUUAGGAAAGGAACAUUUUAAUUACUAUUCAUAUGACGAGUCUCUGGGGCCAAUCGUUUUGUCAUACAAAGAAGAAAAUUUGGGGUCACAAAGUCACACUAGGAUUAUAGUCAGAACUCGAUGUUGUACCAGACAUGAAACAGUUCCGUCGUGUCGGAUCGAUGAACCUUCCACUCCAGCCAAAAUGGCAAAGCUUUUAUGUGAAGAUAUAACUGCUGAACGAUUUCAACCAGUGCUAUCAACAAAGGGUUCAGAAAUGGUGGUCAGCUAUGAUGAACAUGUGUUAACCACCAGGUUCAAGUUUGGGAUCAUUUACCAAAGAUAUGGGCAGACCAAAGAAGAAGAUUUGUUUGGCAAUGUGUCACAUAGUCCAGCCAUGGAGGAAUUCCUGACUUUGAUUGGUGAUAGGGUCCAGUUACAAGAUUUCAAAGGGUUCCGUGGUGGAUUAGACACGACACACAGGCAGACAGGCGAAACAUCGGUGUACACAGAGUGUAUGGGCAAGGAGAUAAUGUUUCAUGUAUCAACAUUGUUACCUUACACAGACGGAGACUCACAACAGCUACAACGAAAGCGUCACAUAGGCAAUGAUAUCGUUGCCAUAGUUUUUCAGGAGAGCAAUACUCCAUUCAUCCCAGACAUGAUUGCGUCACACUUCCUUCAUGCCUACAUUGUCAUUCAGCCAAUAGAUCCCAACACGGACAGCACUCGCUAUAAGGUAUCAGUGACAGCAAGAGAUGAUGUUCCAUUCUUUGGCCCAACGUUGCCAACUCCAGCAGUAUUCAAAAAGGGCCCUGAGUUCCGAGAUUUCCUGUUGACAAAGUUGAUCAAUGCUGAAACGGCUUGUUACAAGGCUGACCAGUUUGCAAAACUUGAGGAAAGAACAAGAGCAGCAUUGCUGGAAUCUUUACAUCAAGAUCUUCACAAGAAGACUAUUGAGAUGUUUGGACCAAUCCCCCACCCCGGGAUGAAACAGGAAACUAGUAAACUCUUUGACAGUUUUAAGAGGGCAAUCAGUGGCAAACCACGUUCCCAGUCCGUGGAGACGGGCUACCCGGCCACCUCACGGCGCACAAAUGGAGUCUCCUUAACGCUGCCUCCUGUUGGCGAGGAUGAGAAGCUCCAAGUAAAUGGUAAGAAGUCCCCAAGUGUUAGCAGCAAAACAUUCCCAAGAAAUUCCUCAGGAAGUUUUGAUUCCAAAAAGUACAAGGAGAGAGGGUUGAGGCUGUCAGACACAAACAGCCAAUCCUCUUUCAAGACCUGCAGUCCCCCACCCUCUCCCCAGUCUAGUCCUAGCAGCACAGCAUCAACUUCCAGAUGUAAUCAUGAGAACAGCAUGCAGAUUUCUCCGUCAAAUUCCACAAGUAGUUUUAACAGCAUGGAUGACUUCCCGCUGGACAGAAUGGAGAGAACCAGUCACCAGGACCACGAUGAUUCGGACACUGGCAUGGAGAGUAUGUCCUCAGCUGAGACACCAAACACCAACGUCAAACUGUCCCUGUCUAACAGUUUCGGAGAGGAUGGGGGAUGUGUGUUCAUUGAUAUUGAAGAAUCAAUGACCAAACAAAUGGAAGCACUGAAACUUGAAGUUCACAAACUGAAGUGUGAGAAACUUGAUCUACUCAGGCAAAAUGUGGCCAGCCAAAAAGAAAUAAAACGACUAAAAGAGCGAGAGAUUCGUCUGAGCAGUGAACUUGUGUCCUCUAAUCGUGAAAUACAGCGGUUGAAGUUGUGUAUGAUUGACAUUAGUCCUGAAGCAUCUGUAUAGCUGAUACUAUGAGCAUUUUGAUUGGGUCCUAGUCAAACCUACCAUCGGGACAUUCCUCUGCAUAUUUCUGAUUGGCUAAUACUCAGCUAAGCCAUGAGUCUGAUUGGCUGAUAUAUGUGUCUAAUCUCCAAUCACUACCUGCCAAACAUGAUGUGUUAUUUCAGGUGCUUGCUGGACAGUGUCUGUUGGCCAGUCUGUUCCGUAGCAAUCAACGGAGGAUUUGAUUGGACCAAUUACUGCAAGUGUUGUCUGGUCAUAUCCCUAUGUGCAAUAUGGCUGUACAGAUGCCCUACCAAUUCAAGAUUUUAUUAUAUAUAAAUAUUAUAUAUGUAUAUUAUAAAUACCAAGUGUAAAUAUUUGCUAAAAGUGCGUAUGAUUCCUGUACCCUCCAUGACAGUCAUGUGACUCAUUAUGUAAAUAUUCAUAUGAUCAAUUCCUUGACCUGUUGUGAUCUUGUAUCAAGAGGUGUGCAUGUUUGUAUUUUUGCCCCACCCAGUGCUGUUUCAUUGAGCUGCAAGUUAUGCAUAUUCAUGAACCCUUGAAUGCAAUUUGUCAUCCCCAUGCAGAGCUAUUUUUUCUCACUCAACAUUUUUGGAAUUGUUGACUGUAAGACUCCAGGUUCAAAUGUAUUGUAUCAUAAACAUGUGGCUUGUGAAAAAUGUAAACUAAAUAAAUCCUUUACUUCACUAUGUUUUACAACCAUUCGUAAAAGUUACUUCUUUUAAUUUGUGGGACUGUUUAUUUGUCCAAUUUUACGUCUAAUUUGUGAAAAGAGCCGUACUUAAAUCAAAUUAGCAUUUCUUGUAUGAAAUUUUGUUCGAGUUUACCUGUUUGCUCUUCAGAUUCGGAUCAAGAGAAUAGAUAUAUCAGUCACCAGUAUUUAUCUCUGUAUUUUAAGUGAUGUAUGUAAACUUUUGAGCAGAAUUUUGUGUCCUGUUGUAAAUAGUCAAAUUGUAGGGUUAGAAUAGGAGGAUAGGAUAGGAUUGAUUGAUUCUGCACUUCAUGUUUGCCGAUUAGCCGCAAUUCCUCACCACUGUUAAUAUUUUGUACAAGAAGUUACAGUUUCCAAGUUCAGCUAACUGACAUGCAUCAAUCGUCCAUUCUAUUCAGUGAUGGGUGGAUACUUCUGCGUUGUGCUGUAUGAAAUGUCUGUCUCUCCUCUUCAGCAUCCAAUAAGAAGCUGCAGAUGCUGUACAUUGUGAUCACAUGUUCACUCAGGAGCUCCGCCUUCGUAAUUGUCAGUGUCUUAAUAACCACACCCACUUUUUCCCCCGGCAAUAAUGUAUACAUAGUGAAUGACCUGAGAUGAAUGAUGAAGAAGUAUAAUGGUAAAAGAUGAGGUGUGAUUGUUUGUUUGCACGUAAUGGGAGAAAUUAACGCCUGUAAAUAGGCAGAGGUGAAAUACUUUUCUGCAGUUGUAUAACACCAUUUGAGCUCCUUUUUUUCUGCCUUUAGUGGCUGUUACGAAAGUGUACAGAUACAUGUAUGAUGUAUGUAUGUUUUAGAGUUUUAUUGUUGGCCAUAUAUCGAAUUUAUGUUUUGUUUUUUUUUUUUGUUGAUUAUUUUUUAAAACUGUUCACGCAUCAUUUUAUCCUGAUGAGAUUGCUGUGCCGGGUAAACUGAAGUUUCAGUGUUGUGGGUAAGCUUAGCUAUGUCCACACAAGACUCUUCUGGUCUUGAGAUUUUGGGCGAUAUUUUGUAGAAGUGUCAACUCCCCUUGAGGCUAGUGCUGAACGCUUCAGGUUGAAGAGACUGGGUUGGGGGUGGGAGUUGAUGGAGGUGGAAACAUGAUGUGUAUACUUCAGUUUAGCCGUUAGAGUGUAUAGAAACUAUAAUUUAUAAGAACAAUAUAUAAACCUUUUAAAAGUUUUAUUUUGUUAUUUCUGGUAUGGUUAAGUAUCUGGGUGUGUUUGCCUGAAAGACAUGGACCACUUGAAAUUUGGACGCACAGUAUUGUCAGGGUUUUAAUUUAUGUUCAGUCUUAACUGAUAUUUUCGCUCAUCUUUUGGUAGAAUAUAUAAUACAAGUAGUUACUUUAUCCAUUUCAAAAUUUCCACAGGGUGAAAGCGUACUGUUUCUUUCAUGUAUUCUGGUAAUUAUUAUUCUUUAGCCCUUCUUCAUUCUGCGUAUGAAACCUCUGAGAUGAUUGUCGCAUAUAGUCGGUGAAUUUUUAUUGCUAUUGCUUUUGCUUUUCGGUUUCAACUUCAUCAGUAUCAAAUACCAUGAACCACGAGCUGACGUGUGCCCGCUGCAUUGGGUCUUUGGAGGUGCAGUUCUUCCUUGCAAUGUACGAAGUGCUUCCGUGUAUCAUCUAGUCCAACCGUUUUAUGAUAUUUUUAGUGUGGGUGCGUUGAAAGGUUUACCGCACCCCCAGUACUUCAGCUUAAGAAGCACUAAUCCUUGUUGAAUAUGGUUAGUCCCAAGCAACAAUCACGAAUUCCAGAAAGCUAGUUUUUACUUAAGUAUAAACGUGAAUUGUGGCUUAAACGCCAACAGUAUGUGAGUAUUUCAACUCUAGGUGUCCAGAGUUGAAAUACUCCGGUGACAAGGUGUUUAGCACCGAUCAGCAUUGGAUCUUGAAGCGAUAUGGAUGAUGAAAAGCCCGAUUCGCGAGACAUUGGCGCCAUUCUGUACAGCCAUCUUACUCCAGUAGUUAUCUUACCAGCUAUCACGCUGCAUGGUGCUUUGUGGGUUAUCAACGAAAGGAGCCAAUGCCAAACUGGUUGCGUAGAACAUGAUGUCUGUUUUGAAGGACUGGGGCAACAUGUGUGGUAGCAACUAAGUUGCAUCUUCGAAAAGAAUCAAAAUUACAAAUGUAGACUUUGGUCCAACUUUUGUUAGAUUGAUUGUACACUAUUUACGGCAUCAGGUCUGUAUCCAGCUCCUGGGAAAAGCUGUGGGCAGCAUUCACUCCAGAUCGAGUUUUUGAUGACCCAACAUUGUCUUUAUGCCGAAACCAUAUGCUCAAUAUACAAUGCACAAGGAUGUUGUUUCUGGCAACGCUCAUAACGUUCUUGCGUAUUUACGUCUUCAGCUUCUGUUGCCUAACUUCACGACUGUUGCUGGAUGCAACUCGCAAUAGCACAGCCCCACGGCCUUAAUGUAAUAUUCUCACAUAAAUCCCUGUACUCCCGCUCCACAGCAGAUAUGGACAUCGAAAUCUAUAUCCUGCACUCUACCUCUGUGAGGCUAUACCCCUAUAUGACGGAGCACUAUGAGGGAUGUUAUAUCUGGGAUCUUGGAUUAAUAUACCGUGACCCCUUGGUAAGGGGCAAUACUAUAUAUAUGUUGUGUGAAAUGUACAACGCAAAUAUAUUUGCUAAUAAGCAUAAUAUACCUACGACAAUACUAAUAUAUGUUUUAAAUCAUGUCUGUAAGAAAAACUACCCCGGCUGUUUUAGCCAAUAAAGUACAAAA